AUGGCGCUCCACUCCCGGUUCCCUGAUAGCAUCGCAGAAAUAACUUCUCUCAGGGAAAGGCUUUGCCAAUCUGAUUCUCCAGGAUCCGUAGAGGGCUGGGAGUUCACCCCACCACAAACAUUGCUCUUACGGAUAAUCACGCGUUCCCCACCGUCGCUGCAUCCAGGCUUCGAAACCCCCAAACUUGCUCUUAUGACGCGUUUGUGUGCAUAUUGCUCUUUACAAGCCAUUCACACCAAGUCAAAAGAGCGCUUAGCUGUUCCUGCCGCU
Messenger RNA from Iphiclides podalirius (scarce swallowtail), 270 nucleotides. Lineage: Eukaryota; Metazoa; Arthropoda; Insecta; Lepidoptera; Papilionidae. The record is from the annotation of a GenBank genome assembly.